GAGCAGAAAGAAAGUGAGAAGGAGAGUGAGACAAAAAGAGAAAAAACAAGAGUCAAAGAGAGGCAGAGAUCGCGAUAGAUAAAGACGGAGAGAAGGAUAGAGGGAGAGAAAAAGAGAGUUUUGGGGUGAUCGAUUCAGGGGUGUUUGGGGUGCACCGCACGUGGGAUCUCGGUGGGCUCUGUUCCUGUUCCACGCGGGCCGAGACCAGGAGCUUUCACCGGUUUCAACCGUUACGGAGGAGUUCCCUUCCCUUCUUCUCCUGCCGGCUCUCACAUUAACAAGAAAAGCUUUUUAAUUUUUUUAUUCUUUUUAUUUUUUUAAACCUUUAAAACUAAUAAAUUAGUCUUGGAUUUAUUUUUAAUUUUUAAUUUUUAAUUUGCGGAAUUUUCCUCCCCCUUUUUAAAGAUGGGACUUGGUCUGUGCCUCCUGAUUCUGGGUCUGCUACUCCUCCAGCCCGUUAAAACUGCAUCAUCUGAAUGUGGAGUUGGGUGGGAAACAAAUGGCGACAAAUGCAUUGAUGUUGAUGAAUGCGCAUAUCCCGUCUGUGGCAAUCGUGCCAGGUGCUUCAACACCAAUGGCAGCUACUACUGUCAGUGUAAUCCUGGCUUUCACGUGAAUUCAGAAUCUAGAACCUUCACUGGCAUUGACGGAGUGUGUCGUGAUAUCAACGAGUGCUUAGAGACCCCCAAUAUCUGCGGGCCCAAGGCCUCCUGCCAGAACACCGCUGGGUCCUACAACUGCACCUGCUCUGAGGGCUACAUCUCCAACAACGGCCAGAGAGUUUUUCACAACGCUACAGGUGUCACCUGUGCAGAUCUGCGAGUCCUCCAGCCUGUUAAAACUGCAUCAUCUGAAUGUGGAGUUGGGUGGGAAACAAAUGGCGAUAAAUGCAUUGAUGUUGAUGAAUGCACAUAUCCCGUCUGUGGCAAUCGUGCCAUUUGCUUCAACACCAAUGGCAGCUACUACUGUCAGUGUAAUCCUGGCUUUCACGUGAAUUCAGAAUCUAGAACCUUUACUGGCAUUGACGGAGUGUGUCGUGAUAUCAACGAGUGCUUAGAGACCCCCAAUAUCUGCGGGCCCAAGGCCUCCUGCCAGAACACCGCUGGGUCCUACAACUGCACCUGCUCUGAGGGCUACAUCUCCAGCAAUGGCCAGAGAGUUUUUCACAACGCCACAGGAGUCACCUGUGCAGAGCUGAAGAGUGACCUGUACAAAACCUCAGGUUCACCUGACCAGGAUGCGUUCCAGCUGCAGGUGAUCACCUGGGUGGGGCUGUCGGUGUUGCUGGUGUGCCUCCUGCUGUGCAUUGUUACCUUCCCCUUUUGCCGGUCCAUUCAAGGAACUCUCAACUUCAUCCACAUCCACCUGUGCAUCUGCCUCUUCAUCGCCGACCUGGUCUUCCUCGCUGGCAUCUCCCGCACCGAGGACAGGGUGGGCUGUGGGAUUGUGGCAGGGGUCCUGCAUUACUUCUUCCUGGCAGCGUUCUGCUGGACGUUGCUGGAGGGGGUUCAGCUGUACUGCAUGGUGGUUCUGGUGUUCAACACCACGAUGCGGCCGAUCGUCACGAUCACCAUCGGAUACGUCGUUCCCGCGGUGAUCGUUACCGCCAGCGCCCAGGGAUACGGCACAGGCAGGCACUGCUGGCUGAACCUGGAGAAUGGGUUCAUCUGGAGAUUCUUUGGACCCGUCUGCAUCAUCAUCAUCAUCAACGGCAUGUUCUUCGUCGUCACUGUGUGGAAGCUGGCCCAGAAAUUCUACUGCCUCAAUUCAGACAUGUGUACCCUGCGCAAGAUCAAGACGUUCACAGUCACUGCCAUCGCCCAGCUGUGCGUGCUGGGAACCAUGUGGAUUUCUGGCUGCUUCCAGUUCGAGGGGAGCACGCUGGUCGCCUCUUACCUUUUCUCCAUCUUUAACUGCCUACAGGGGGCGCUGGUACUCAUCAUGCGUUGUCUCCUCUACAAACAGGUAAGAGAGAAGCACGCCAGGUUCCUGCCCUGUAUCCGCAAAGACUUGUCGGCGAACGAGUCCAGCAGUGAACCUGUCCAGGCAUUCAGGACACUGGAGAGUGAUUAGAACACUGGGGAGUCACAGAUCUGAGGUGGUCCACCACUGUCCCAUGAUGCUUUGCACUAUUUCCUGUCUGAUCCUGGCGUGGCCCCUGCCACGUUGUACAAGCUUCCUGCGCAACAGUGCCUCAAACCCAAUCAACCAAAAUCCAGCCAGACCUGUACUAUAAGGGGAAUUCCACCCUGGGCUUUUCCUUCAUUCAUAGAAGAGUAGCUGCCCUCCUGAUUAAAACGAGCUCUCUACCUGCAGAGUGUGUAGAGAUAUAGCCCAAACUGCUGCACAUGCUCCAGGUACCUACAGAGAGGUGACCAGUUAAAGGAAAAACCAACAUGAAGUACCUUAGUAAGGUGUUGUGCCACAAUGAGCCAUCAGAACAGCGUAAAUGCACCAAAGAAUAGAUUCUACAAGUCUCUGGAACUCUACUAGAGGGAAGGAACAACAUGCGACUAAGAGAUAUUCCCUCAUUUGGUGCUUUGAUGAUUUGGUGGUGGAGAGCGCUGUCUUACACGUCUCUCAAAAUCUCCCAUAGGUGUUCAAUUUGUUUGAGAUCUGGUGACUGCGAAGGCCACAGCAUAUGAUUCGCAUCAUUUUCAUACUCAUCAAAUCAUUCAGUGACCCCUCAUGCCCUGUGAAAGGGGGCAUUGUCAUCCUGGAAGAGACCACUCCCUUCAGGAUAGAAAUGUUUCCCUUCCCUCUAGCAGAGGCACCGGGCCUCACUAUAGUGGUUAAGCAUUCAGGCCUGUCCCUUUCUCUUAGCGUGUCCCACACACGCUCUCGCCCACUUGUCGAGAAUAUGGUGAAGUAAGACUCAUCUGACCAUAUAACUUUUUCUCCACAUCUCUGUAGACCAGUGCCUAUGGCUCUUGAACUCUGAAAUGUGCGUUCAUCUUCGUAAUGAGAGGUUUAUGCACUGAAACCCUGCUAUGAUAUCCCUCUCUGUGUAGUUGUCGAUGGACUGUUAUUGCUGACACUGUCUGAUCAUUGACGUUCUCUGUUACCCAAGGAACAGUUGUUCUUCUGUUUUUCCUUGCAUAUCACAUUAAUGCAUGAGCAUCGAGGUCAUCGAGGUCAUCUUGUCCAUGGCUUUGGGUAAACCUGUCUGUUAAAUGCCUGCAAUGUAGCGUUAUGUUGCCGUCUAAUGCACUGUAUCUUAAGGAUUGGGAAUUCUAUAACCGACACUGAAUAUGCAUUUGUAUAAAAUUACACUGUGAAAACAUUUGUGCAAACCAAACCCCUUUUUCUUUACUUUUUUAUGGUUUGUACACUUAAACAUAUAUUACUUUUUCCUGUAUUUCUUUAAAUAAAAAUGAUCAUUGCAAUGUU
Anguilla rostrata (American eel) is the source of this 3390-nucleotide messenger RNA. RefSeq names its product adhesion G protein-coupled receptor E1-like. The coding region runs from base 406 to 2073 and encodes 555 amino acids. The record is from RefSeq and is a predicted model, not a curated record. The transcript is spliced from 14 exons. Gene Ontology annotation, molecular function: calcium ion binding; G protein-coupled receptor activity. Gene Ontology annotation, biological process: adenylate cyclase-activating G protein-coupled receptor signaling pathway; cell surface receptor signaling pathway. Gene Ontology annotation, cellular component: plasma membrane. Lineage: Eukaryota; Metazoa; Chordata; Actinopteri; Anguilliformes; Anguillidae.